Messenger RNA from Synchiropus splendidus (mandarinfish), 1561 nucleotides. It is a transcript of the gene cdk15, whose product is annotated as cyclin-dependent kinase 15. The record is from RefSeq and is a predicted model, not a curated record. Gene Ontology annotation, molecular function: cyclin binding; cyclin-dependent protein serine/threonine kinase activity; ATP binding. The transcript has 11 exons. Gene Ontology annotation, cellular component: cytoplasm; cytosol; nucleus. Bases 54 to 1427 code for a protein of 457 amino acids. Gene Ontology annotation, biological process: protein phosphorylation. Lineage: Eukaryota; Metazoa; Chordata; Actinopteri; Syngnathiformes; Callionymidae.
GCACCGUGGAGGAGCCAGUAGAAAAUGGAUGGUGGGUGAGGUGGCGUUGCUGUAUGGGGGAGGAGGCAGGGAGGUGGGCGAGGGGGUGUUGUUGUGGAGAGCUGGUGGAGGAGGAAGAGAGAAAUGGGAAGGAAGAUGUGGAGAUGGAGGAGAGUAGGAGUUCCUCGCCUUUGGAGGGUGUACAGGAGGAACCCGGGCCUGUGUUGGAGCCCCAGCCUUAUUGGUUUCACACUCUCCAGACUAAACGCUCACGAAUUCGGCGUGAACGCAGUAACAGUGAUCCUCUGGGAGAACGGCAAAGUCAGGAGGGCUUCACCUGGAGGCCAGGUCUACAGUUUGGCGUGAUGAACUCAUAUGUCAGCCUGGAGAAACUGGGGGAGGGGUCAUAUGCGUCCGUUUUUAAAGGCAUUAGCAGAAUCAACGGCCAGUUGGUGGCACUUAAAGUCAUCCGCAUGAAGACAGAUGAGGGCGUGCCCUUCACUGCCAUUAGAGAAGCGUCUCUCCUGAAAGGUCUCAAACAUGCCAACAUUGUCCUCCUCCAUGAUAUCAUCCACGGUAGUGACUCCCUCACCUUGGUCUUUGAAUAUGUGGUAAGUGGGUUUUCUGUUGAACACACACACACAGGACACUCUUACUGUUGCGUAACUCCUAAACAGCAGACAGACCUGGCGCAGUAUAUGUCCCAGCACCCCGGAGGUCUCCAUUCCCACAACAUCCGGCUCUUCAUGUUCCAGCUACUACGUGGUCUGUCAUUCAUCCACGGACGGCACAUCCUUCACAGGGACCUGAAGCCCCAAAAUCUGCUCAUCAGUCACCUGGGAGAACUCAAACUAGCAGACUUUGGUUUGGCCCGCUCCAAGUCCAUCCCAAGUCAGACGUUCUCCUCAGAGGUGGUCACGCUGUGGUAUCGCCCGCCUGACGUGCUGCUAGGUUCUACCAAUUACUCCACAGCUGUAGACAUCUGGGGGGCAGGAUGCAUCUUUGUUGAGAUGCUUCAGGGGGCGCCAGCCUUUCCAGGAAACAGUGAUGCCCUGGAGCAACUGCACAAGAUCUGGAUGGUGUUUGGGGUCCCAUCUGAGCAGCUCUGGCCUGGAGUCAGCCAGCUGCCGCUCUACCAGCCAGACAAGUUUGUACCCAGAGAACCGAAGGCACUUCGGAACACUUGGAAGAGGUUGCAGCAGCUCCCCAAUAAAACAGAAGCUCUGGUGCAGCAGUUGUUGACUCUGGUUCCUGAAAACCGACCCUCUGCAUCAAAGGCUCUUCAACACCAGUACUUCAGCACACUGCCGCCAGCUGUCCACCACCUGAGAGACACUGUUUCUGUCUUCAAAGUCCCUGGCGUUCAUCUGGAGACAGAGGUCCACGAUCUAUGCAUUCCAGCUCGCAAAGUAAGACCAUCACUGCUGCAGGUGGCAAAACGCUGGUGACAAGCUCUGCCAUGACUUUGAUGAGACUAGAAGUUUUUUUUUUUUAAUCAAAAUAAAGUUAAAAAAAAAAAAACAAGAAAAAGAAGAAAAUGCGGACAGGAAUUCUCACUAUCACUUUCCCUUUAAUUUAAAAA